Xiphophorus hellerii (green swordtail) is the source of this 1409-nucleotide messenger RNA. RefSeq lists its product as uncharacterized. Gene Ontology annotation, molecular function: cysteine-type peptidase activity. Gene Ontology annotation, biological process: proteolysis. NCBI's taxonomy places the organism in Eukaryota, Metazoa, Chordata, Actinopteri, Cyprinodontiformes, Poeciliidae. The record is from RefSeq and is a predicted model, not a curated record. Bases 431 to 1159 code for a protein of 242 amino acids. The transcript is spliced from 9 exons.
AUUUGUUUGCGACAUAUUAUUUCAGAUUCUGAAGCCUAAACAUAGGGAGAUUUUCUUCCUUGAUUCUAUCAAUGGCACUGGCUUCACUGAUGAAAACCGCAUCAGAACAUUAAGGUUUUAUAGGAAUAAGUUUGAGUGUGGCAUGUGUUCAAUAUGUUGUUCCGUUGUUCCACGGAGGCAAAGGUUCAGCAUUAAUCUUCAUUUUUAUGUAACAGUAAAUAUACAAAUUGAAUUUGUGAAUAACAUUUUAAUGUCUGAAAUUUGAUAAGACACACAUUUUGUAAGCAGUUUCUUGUUUCUUUUUAACAAAGACAUGGGUUAAAGCUGGACCAUCAAGAGACCGUUCUGUCUCACAUCUGUCUUGCAUUUUCAUACAUCUUUAUAAUUUUUAUGUUGUGAAAUAUACCCUUGCUAAUUUUUAACUUCUCUUAUGAUUUGCAUCAUCAGAGAAGUCUGUCUUCAGAUGUCAUCUGGUCCAUGGACAGAAUUUGUUGGCAACGAUGUUGAGGGAUUGCCGAAACAAGGACUGUCCAACAACUGUGGAAUGUUUGUAGUGAUGUAUGCACUGUACUUUGUGAUGGGAGCAUCAUUUGAUUUCAGCGAGAAUGAUAUGAUGACAAUACGAAGAUGGUGGUCUCUCACUCUCUUGACAAACUUCCCUGUGAAGUCCAGAGAAGAACUGCAAAAGGAGAGAAAGCGGAAAAAAGUUGAGGAAAGGGAAAAAUGUGAGACUCUGUUUGCUGAUGACCACAACUAUGCCAAAGCAACCGAGGCACAAAUUGAGGUACAAAGUAUACCGCCAAUCUUACAGAUGCCUUUGAUUGUCCUGGAAGCUAUUCUCCAGGAGGUAAUACUGGCACAGGGAGACACAGCUUACCUCACGUUGGCAUUGACAUGCAAGUCCUUUGAAGCCAUUGUGUCUGACCCAGUGUUCAGGAAGAAGACUCACUUUGCUUGGUUGGAUGGUGAGAUCAACUGGGAAAAUUUUUCUGAAUCAUUCAAGGCAGAAAACAGGAUUCCUUUUGCGGUUAUCCAAUGUUCUUCCUGUAACCGGCAGUAUAAAGACUCUGUGGGCUUCACCGGGCAUGGAAGACGAGGAGAGUUCCCUCGUUACUAUUGUGAUGGCAUACCUGGACACUGCCCUGAAUGCCAGUACUAAAUGCAAGGAAGAUAUUAGUUUUUUUUCUUUUUUUUUUAUGAUGAAGCACAUUUGCCUUUUUUCUUGUUCAGUCAUUUGUUUUUGAAAUAUGUUAAUAAAAUAUUAUGUACAUUUUUGAAUGUUACUUUUGUUGUAACUCAUUUGAUUGAAAUUAUUUAGUUUUUAUAGAAAUGGUGUCAUUUCCACACAGUUACAUUGUGGCUGUAUUUUGUUGUAGAGUAGAGCCAAUAAAAUGGUUGUAAAUAUAUUG